AUGUUGAAAAAUCGUCGACAGUCCUUAACCAGUUUUUCCCUUCUUGGAGCUUAUCAGGAGCGGCGACAUGAUUUGAUGGACACAGAAUAUUUAUCAAACGAGCUAGCCAACCAAGUUGAGCUAAUUCAAAAGCAGUAUCAAUUCCUUAACUCCGAUGAUGAAAACAGCCCAAUUACUUAA
Opisthorchis viverrini is the source of this 180-nucleotide messenger RNA. RefSeq lists its product as hypothetical. The transcript is spliced from 3 exons. Bases 1 to 180 code for a protein of 59 amino acids. NCBI's taxonomy places the organism in Eukaryota, Metazoa, Platyhelminthes, Trematoda, Opisthorchiida, Opisthorchiidae. The record is from RefSeq and is a predicted model, not a curated record.